This is a messenger RNA of Rhinopithecus roxellana (golden snub-nosed monkey), 301 nucleotides long. Its product is annotated as chloride intracellular channel protein 5-like. NCBI's taxonomy places the organism in Eukaryota, Metazoa, Chordata, Mammalia, Primates, Cercopithecidae. The annotation marks the transcript as partial. The record is from RefSeq and is a predicted model, not a curated record. The transcript is spliced from 2 exons.
GAGCACCCUGCUGUAAGCCAACACCUGAAUCUUGCUCUCUCCACAGAAAGCCAGCCGACCUGCACAACCUAGCCCCUGGCACGCACCCGCCCUUCCUGACCUUCAACGGGGAAGUGAAGACAGAUGUCAAUAAGAUUGAGGAGUUCCUGGAGGAGACCUUGACCCCUGAAAAGUACCCCAAACUGGCUGCAAAACACCGGGAAUCCAACACAGCGGGCAUUGACAUCUUUUCCAAGUUCUCUGCCUACAUCAAAAACACCAAGCAGCAGAACAAUGCCGGUGAGUGACUCCCUUCCACCAA